Molecule: messenger RNA, 1835 nt
Organism: Asterias rubens (European starfish)
Lineage: Eukaryota; Metazoa; Echinodermata; Asteroidea; Forcipulatida; Asteriidae
Product: cytochrome c oxidase subunit 7C, mitochondrial-like
Exons: 3
Coding region: 89-295 (68 amino acids)
Biological process (GO): mitochondrial electron transport, cytochrome c to oxygen
Source: RefSeq, a predicted model, not a curated record
CAACGGGAUAUAUAUAUCGCGGGACAGAUACAAAUUAGUGGAAAGAGGCGAAGUGAAGUUGAAGAAGACUGAAAAUUUACCAGAAAAAAUGGCUUUGGGACGGAUAACCACUUUAGCGUGUCGAAGUUUCAGCACAUCGGUGAUACGGAGAGCAGGCUACGGGGAAGGACCUGGCAGUAAUGUACCGUUUCAAAUCAAGAACAAGUGGCGUCUACUUGCUGUGAUGACUGCCUUCUUUGGCUCAGGAUUUGCUGCUCCAUUCGUUCUGGUUCGUCACCAGCUCAAGAAGAAGUAGAUGUGUGGUGUUAUUUACACACUUUUGUUAAUAUAUAUUUUGGUUUGAUUAUGUGGAUUAAUGGAGCAAUAUCUACAACCAGACGAGGAGUGAGCAGAUCAUCCUUUGUCAUCAGAAAUUCUAGCUCUUGGCCUUUUCCUUCUGAGGAACUCUCAAGAUGUGCUUCAGGAGAAACAAGCUGCUUUUAACUCCAUUGACGAUUCUAAAAAAUCAUUGGGAUUCUGCCCAUGGGUGUCCAAGGCGCAAACUUUGAAGUAAAAACAAAAUAAUAUUCUGCACCCAAUCUGGAAAUUAAGGUUCUAUAGAUGCAUAUCAGUGGGUGUAACUGUUUUCCUUAAGACAUCCCAUUAGCUUUAUAGUGUGUUCAAAGUGGCCAUUAAUCUAUGUGCAUUGGUCCGAUAUGUAAGACAUCCCAUUAGCUUUAUAGUGUGUUCAAAGUGGCCAUUAAUCUAUGUGCAUUGGUCCGAUAUGCAAACUUGUUCAUGUACAUGGGGAGAAUCCUGAAGAUGUUAGUUAUUAAACAAGAGUCUAAUUUCAUGGGGCUACUUACGCAGCAAAUUUUUGCUUCAGGGUCUUCUGCAAAGCAAAACUUAGCAGGGAACCAGUAAUAGACGGUAAAUGUGGCAUGAUAAUUUGGCUGGCUGUUCUGGUGAGGCAAAAUUGUUUCUUAUUUGGCCCCUUUUUGUGAAAUUGGUCCAAGAUGUCGAGAAUGCAAAGAGUUAAGUUUCUGUUUGAAGAGUUGAACAGAGAGAUCAUUUAUUCCUUGAAAAUUAUUUAGGGUUCAUUCACUCCUAAAUUGCAUGAGUUGUUGCUUCAGAAGGUGUGUUGUGAAAUUUCAGAUAGUUUGAUUUUGUUUAUCACAUCAGCAUUGAAACAAAGUGAAUUUAGGUUUGAAAUAUAUAUAGUGAAUUUCACAGUUACUCACUAGAAUUCACAUCAAAUUCAUUCGUCCACAGUUAUUUCAAUGUUGUAAUUAUCAGUUGAUGAUACAUCUAUUGGUCUGGCAUAACAAAACCGUAAUCAAAUUUUUAGAAUGAAGUUAAAUUUGUAUUAAGGAAUCUAAAGAUCACAUUUCUUGCAAGGCCUCGUCCAUUCUUCUAAAAUUGUUCAAAAUAUGAAGUAUAUACUUUGGGUUCUAAAAUUUGAAACUUAAUUUCUGACCAGGAAGUAAACAAGAACAUUCAGUUAUUGUCUUUAGCACUAGAGGACCACACAGGUAUUGAGUUUGUCUAAAUUUACAAUUGUUUAUCGAAAGUUGAAAAUUCCAAAGCUUGUUUUCCACAAAUACAAUUUGAUUUACUGUUUUUUGUUUUACCCAUUUGAGGAAUUCAAGAUAGUUAACUCACAAUAUACAUACAUUAGCACUGUUAAAAAGAGGUGUUGCUUUAUAAAGACUUUAUUCAUAAAGUCCUGUACAACAACCUUCCCGCUACAAAGAGGUAAUUUGUGAUCUUGUUAUAACCAGAGUUGACUGUACUUCAAUGAAUGUACAGAAAGACUAGCUUUUCAAAUGUGAAAUUAAAGUUUGAUUCACACAACA